Molecule: messenger RNA, 1044 nt
Organism: Hemibagrus wyckioides
Lineage: Eukaryota; Metazoa; Chordata; Actinopteri; Siluriformes; Bagridae
Product: low choriolytic enzyme-like
Exons: 7
Coding region: 16-873 (285 amino acids)
Biological process (GO): proteolysis
Molecular function (GO): metalloendopeptidase activity; zinc ion binding
Source: RefSeq, a predicted model, not a curated record
AAAAACACCCUCACUAUGUCUCUCUCUCUCACACUCUCUCUCUCACACACACACACACACACACACACACCAUCAUUUCUUUUCUAUAAGAGACACACUGAAUUCAGUCAGGUAUUAAUCAAAGCCGUGAUGUUUCGUCCAAUAGCUGUCGAAGAUCCAUUAGCAGGGCUUUCUGUGGGAGAGCUGAUCGAGAGAGCGAAUGUUAACGUCCGUCGUGGUGCUGAUGAACCUGAGCUGGUUGAAUUAGACAUCGCUGUGCCUAAAGACUCAGAGAGAAAUGCUGACCCCUGCACGUCUUCAGGCUGCAUGUGGCCAAAGUCUAAUGAUGGAAAAGUCUACGUGCCCUACGUCAUCCUCAACCACUACUCGAGCAGUGAGAUUCCGGUUAUUCAGCAUGGUCUGGAAUCCUUCUCCUCCAUCUCCUGCAUCCGCUUCAUACCUCGUUCUAACCAGAGAGACUACAUCAGCAUCGAGUCUCGCAACGGAUGCUACUCGUACGUCGGACGUCGUGGUUACGGACAGACAGUGUCUCUGGCCCGCAGUGGAUGUGUCUAUCACAACACCGUCCAGCACGAGCUUCUUCACGCCCUGGGCUUCAACCAUGAACAAACCCGCAGCGAUCGUGACAGCUACAUCCGUGUCGGCUGGGAGAACAUCCAGAGCGGCAUGGAGCACAACUUCAACAAGAUUGCCACCCUGAACCAGGGAACUCCGUACGACUACAACUCCGUCAUGCAGUACCACAGAACUGCUUUCUCUAAGAAUGGCCAGCCCACCAUGAUCCCCAUCCCCAACCCUAACGUAUCCUUUGGCCAGGCCACUCGGAUGAGCCAAAACGACAUCACCAGGCUCAACAGACUCUACAAAUGCUAGACUGGAGAGAACCUCAGUGCUCCAUUUCCUGUUGGUCACUAUCACCGGAUAGAAGAGAUGUCUAUAAUCAAUAAAAAAACUAUAUCACCAGUGACUUUAUAUCACAAACAAGAGUUUCACAAUAAAAUGUCACAAUAAAAUAAAAUAAAAUGCAAGUCUUGAUGAAUAACA